AUGGAGCCACGCUGGUUUGUCCUCCUGGGCAUUGCUCUGUCCGUGUUUUGCCGAGCCUUGUAUCUUUGGCUUACUCGUCUGCCUCUUCCACCGGGCCCUCCUGCCCUCCCAAUCCUAGGAAACAUCCUAUCGAUGCCCAAAACCCACUCCUUCAAGCAGUUCCACGCCUGGAAGCAACAGUACGGCCCCAUCUUCCGUCUCCUCGCAGGCAAGGACACCAUUAUCGUCCUGGGCGACCAAGCCACCGCCCACGAGCUCCUCAACAAGCGGAGCACAAACUACUCUGACCGCCCGCGCCUGCCAAUGGCCUCGGAGCUGCUCUACAAGGGCGACCACAUGCUCGUCCGCCGCUACGACGACAAGUACCGCGCCCACAGGCGCAACCUGGGCCAGCUGUUCACGCGUCGUGCGACCCAAGCCGUCACGCCCCUCGCGGACAUGGAGAGCAUCGCCUCGCUGCGGCAGCUGCUCAGCUUCGUCGAGGGCAGCCAGGAGGCCCGCCGCGCCGCCCGCGCGUACGUGCGGCACGUCCACGACCAGCGGCCGCUCUUCGACGCCUACUGCGCCCUCGUGAUGGCGCUGCACCGCUUCACGGCGUCCAUGUCGUACACGCUGCUGUACGGCUUCCGGGUCGAGACGGGCGAGGAGCCGGUGAUGGCCGACGCCCAGGUCAUCGAGGACCACUUCGCGCGCGCCAUGAGGCCGGGCGUGUGGCCCUGCGACAUGUUCCCCGCCCUCAACUACCUCCCCUCGUGGCUCGCGCCGUGGAAGCGCACGGCGGAGGAGUGGUACCGCUUCGAGCGGGAGCACCACAUGCGCGGCAACGCGAGGGGCCGCGCCAGCCGCGCGUGGAACUGGACCAAGGCGCUGGCGGGAGCCAAGACCGCCGCGCGGCUGAACCCGGAGUCGCUCGCGUACGACGCCGGGAUCCUCAACAACGCGGCGCUGGACACGACGACGCAGACGCUCGAGAUGUUCGCCAUGGCGGCGGUCGAGAACCAGGACAAGAUGCGCAUCGCGCGGGACGAGAUCGACCGCGUCGUGGGCCGCGGGCGCCUGCCGUCGCCGGCGGACGAGGAGGACCUGCCCUACGUGCGCGCCGUCGUCGAGGAGACGCUACGCUGGCGGCCUAUCAUCAUCGGCGGGGUGGCGCACGCCAGCAUGCGCGAGGAUGUUUAUAACGGUUACAGGAUCCCCGCGGGCUCUAUUGUUAUCCCGAACAAUUGGUCUAUCCACAUGGAUGAGAGCAUAUACAAAGACCCCCAUCUCUUCCACCCGGAGCGCUGGCUCGAGGACCCGGGCCUCCCCGCGCCGGUGGGAUUCGGGUUUGGCCGCCGCGUAUGCAUGGGCGAGCCGAUUGCGCGCGGCUCGCUGUUUCUCAUGGUUUCAAGGCUGCUGUGGGCAUUUGAGUUUAGGAGGCAGCUGGACGAGGCGGGCGGCGAGAUCGCAGUGGACACCAUGGAUGUGGCGGACUAUUUCAUCGUGAGGCCCAAUCCGUUCCCUGUGAGAGUCACCUGCAGGCACGAGUCAGUACGAAAGGUCGUGGAUGAUGCUUGGAAUGAGGUUGAGAAGGAUCCCGAUGCUAUUAUGGAGGAGAUGGGGAAGCGCUUUGAGGGAAAAAUGAGAUGA
Molecule: messenger RNA, 1629 nt
Organism: Diaporthe citri
Lineage: Eukaryota; Fungi; Ascomycota; Sordariomycetes; Diaporthales; Diaporthaceae
Exons: 1
Coding region: 1-1629 (542 amino acids)
Molecular function (GO): iron ion binding; heme binding; monooxygenase activity
Source: RefSeq, a predicted model, not a curated record